AUGGACGACGACGCCGGCUCCAACCAAGUGCAGGUGGUAUCCGCGCUGGAGCAGUCGGUGAUACCAGCCCAGAGAAUGCUGUCGACCUUUGAGAGAGUCUUCACCACCCACGCUCCUAUCCUUGAAUCUCUGCUGCUUCAGAUCCCCACCGAUACCAUCCUUAAACUCUACCACUCUUCAGCCUACCUCCGAUCCUUCCUCCGAUCGUACCCGACAGCAUGGAAGCAGCUAUCGUUUCGCCUAUUUUAUCCAUCCAGCAACCCAUCUCCGCUGCGCGUGGUGGUACCGGGUAGUUCGGAUGCGAUCGUCUCUCGACAGUCACGACCCUAUGCGCUGGAUCAGCUGCUGAUGCACGUGGUCAUCCCGUUUAGCCCGUGUCUGACCAGUCUGGAGUUGGACAAUACGGCGGUAUCCGGGCAGAUUCUCAUCUCGACCGUCCUAUAUUCGCGACGUGAAACCUUGGAGCAUUUAUCGGUCCGUGGAUGCAAGAAUGUUUCCCUCAAAUACCAUAUAAUCCCUUACCUAAUGAUGUUUGGACUACAAUAUGAUGUGAGCAUGGAGAAGAACAUCGGCAGCUCGCCGUGCACCAAAAACCUGGCCCUUAAAAGUUUGUACACCUACCGCUGCCGCCAUCAUCGGCGACGACCGUAUCUGUCGUCGUCUUUAACGCGGAAGGACUCGGAUUCGGAGCCAACGCAUGAACUGGUUAAUCUCUGCCACAAGCUAGGGAUCUGGACCGAUACGGCGUGGUGCUCUACCCCUGCUGGAAGAUGCCAUAGACGAAGGGGUUAUGUGUCCAUGAGGGUUCCUCAGGGAUCACCAGAGGUCUGGGUGGUUUUUGAUCGGUUAUGGAGAUCGAAGAACUGGAUUGGCCCCGUUGACCAGGGAUUCCGCCCACCCAAGAAGGAUGGCAAGUUGUGGGAGCACCGCGAGACGGGGUGCCACGGCGAACCCCUGGGGACCGGGGAAGGAAGGGACUACGGCGAGGGCAAGAAGCUGCCGGCGCACCGACGCUGGAGCCACAGGCGAUUCGUGGAAAACAUCCGAUGCGAUCAUUGCUGCGAGCCAAUUUCGGAGCGCUGUGAACAAUGUAGCAUUUUGAUGCACUGCGUUGGCUGUCGGAAAACCCUCUGCGCCAGCUGUGCCUACGAUCGUCCCUAUGUCCGCUGUCGUCCCCGUGGCUCUACUCCCGAGGAAACGCCAGACGCACUGUGGUGGGCGCCUGGUGCCGUUCAUUCUCCUUGUCUCAUGCAAGAUCCUCCAGGCCACUUGCUAGGAACCAACGCUGUGAACCAACACACCGCGCUUCCGUACCCGAACUUGAGUUUUCGCUGGUGCUGCACGGAACCAAUCUUCUCGGGCGGCGGUGGCAUCAGCAUCGGAACGCCGAACCGGGAUGUCGAUCAGGUUCGAGCGGCACCUCUUCCACGAGGGCAGGGCUGGGAGGAUAUGGAGUACUCGGCCAACGAGUGGAGUAAGACAUUUCCGAAAUACGCCUACGGCGAUCCCCAAAAGCCUGACUACACGCUGGAAGCAGGGCACCUGGCCAUGAUGAAAUGGUUGCUUGGCCCUCCAGACCGAGACCCGACCGCUUGCCCGCGGAACCUGUGUCAGGAAUGCUACGACACGCCGCAAUGGAAAGUUCACUGCAAGAGCUGCUCUAAGCCUUUGUGCAUCGAGCACGACCUCCGCGGUCUUCGCCUACGGAUCUGCGGGUAUCGUGACUUGACAUUGGAGAAGAUGGCCAUCCAGACUCGAACCGUGGGAGUUUCCCAACUGGGCUCCCCUUCCUACGUCUCGCCACCUCUUCAGUUCGCCAGCCCCCCGCCUGAGUUUGAUCUGCCGUAUCGAACUCAACGCGCGGCCGGCUCGGCAGCCAGCAGCUAUAUUGAGGAUGUCCCCACCGAUGGCAUCGCCGAGAGUCUCGACCAGCCGGAGGUUUCCUCUCAUCCCAUCGAGCCUCAUCGAUCUAGGAGCUUUUCCAUCUCGAACUCCAACCGAUCACGCUCUUCAUCUCCCGCCUCGGUGUACGGCGAGUGGUCGAUAGAACCUACGAAAUGGCAAGGCUGUCAGUCUUUCUUCUGUCCCCAGUACCGCGCCGUCGGCGAUCAGCGACAACGGUGCGCCAGUGUCCUGCGGGAAUGCACGAGUUGCUCGGUGCAUGUAUGCGAGGAAUGCAUCGAAGCGAACCCUCCCUGCAACUGCACCUAUUGCGAGGUGAACUAUCUCUGCCCCAACUGCCUAAGGAUCCGGGAACGGGAUGGAACCUGCCGUCGCGUGGACGAAGAGAGAGAGCGACGGGAGCAGCAAUGGAAGAAAGAUAUGAAGAUGCUCGAGGGCAUCGUCGAGACCAAAAUUGCCAACGAGGUUGCCGAAUAUGCAGGUCAGUUCUUUGACGCCGUUGAGCAGCCGGAUAUCAUGGUGGAGGAGGUGGAGGAUGUCGAGGAUGUCGAGGAUGUCUCCCAGAACGCCCACGCCCCUUCUUCGACCUAUCAGGCCGGCAGCCACGUCAAUGCAUCCGGGACAGAGCUGUUCUUGGAGGAUAUUUUUACCGAUAGUACCGAGUAG
Aspergillus melleus is the source of this 2568-nucleotide messenger RNA. RefSeq lists its product as uncharacterized. NCBI's taxonomy places the organism in Eukaryota, Fungi, Ascomycota, Eurotiomycetes, Eurotiales, Aspergillaceae. The record is from RefSeq and is a predicted model, not a curated record. The transcript has a single exon. Bases 1 to 2568 code for a protein of 855 amino acids.